This is a messenger RNA of Lobosporangium transversale, 1915 nucleotides long. RefSeq lists its product as hypothetical. The transcript has 4 exons. Bases 140 to 1915 code for a protein of 591 amino acids. The record is from RefSeq and is a predicted model, not a curated record. NCBI's taxonomy places the organism in Eukaryota, Fungi, Mortierellomycota, Mortierellomycetes, Mortierellales, Mortierellaceae.
CCUGAAUGUCCCUUGGUACAUUUCACUCUUCUGACCUUUCUCACUUACACAAUCACACAAUUGCACAUACACAUAACCACACGAUCACACACACACAUAAUCGCGCACACAAUUACAAUCACUCACACAUUCGUACAUCAUGAAGCAAUCUGAAAUCUCGCAGUCACUCACUUUGUCACAGUAUGGUGAGCAACCUGGCCAAGUUUUUGCUGCAACGGAUUCCUCUUUCAAAGCGUCGACUUCGACUGCAAAGGCAUCCAAAGAACGCUUCACAAAGCAGGAUAUCGAGAACAUUCUGACAUGGUUAGAGCGUCCCCCAAAUUUCAAGUCAGUUUUUGGUUCUGAAGCUCAAACAGUUCUCGGCAUGCCUCGACAGGCCUCCAGUCAAGGCUGGGCAACUUUGGCACAAGUUGUGUCGAAGCAAAACAAAGGUAGACUCUCACUAAACACCAAAUCUAUGCGCGAGCGUUUCCAUCGACAUCUUAAGCUUUUUACAGAAACUAAAAAGUUGGAAAACCAGACAGGAUUUGGUGUGACUGACGAGGAUCACAAAAAAGGGAUCUACACAACUAAGCAGAAGCUCGAAAAGAUGUGCAUCUGCUACGCGAGAAUGGAUGCUCUCUUUGGUCAUAGGUUAAAUAUCACUCCUCUGUUCAAAUUAACCACCGGAUUGCAAAAUGGUUCAGGAAGUGGCAGGGAAGCCAUCGAAAAGGUUUCACGUCAUCGAUUGAUCGUCGAAGAGGAAGAGGGGAAGGAGGAGGAGGAGGCUGUAGGUUUCAACAAACCGAUUGGAAAUCAAGAAGCGACUGAGGAUGGCCAGUUUCUUGGAGAUACCACCCUAGUUCAUACCACCUUUGAUGAUAGCCUUUAUGAUAACUCUAGUACUGGCAUUGAUUCUGACUUGGGAACAAAAGGAGAGGGCAUUGACCUCAAUGAUGACAACAACAAGGAUUCUGAUAUAGACGACAUAAGUGACCUUUCCAUCUCUUCCACCUCAUCGCCUGUGCUGCAUAGUAAACGGAAGCGGAAAUUGCCCGGUAUUGAAUCAUUGCAGUCUCCGAUCUCCAGGAAGUGGUCCCAAGGAAUAGAAGAACGCAGAAAAGGACCAUCACUAAAUCCGAGUGGUUCUUCGAAGAUGCCAAGGAAAUCAUUCCACUCAGCUUUUGAGCUUCUCAACAACAGAAAACUUAGUGCCAAAGAAAAUCUAGAAUUGAAGAGGCUGGAGCUGGAGGAAAUGAAGAUUAGAGAGCAAAUGACGCUCGAGAAACAAAAAUUGGAAAGACAAAUCCAGAAACUUGAACUUGAAAAACAAAGGAUGGAGAAAGAGGAUGAGCGAGAGAAGCAAAAGAUGGAGAAACAGGAUCAGCUUGAAAAACAAAGGAUGGAGAAAGAGAUCAAAUUACAGACUAUGCAGUUGAUGCAGGCAGGGAUUGAAAAAGGCAUGUCCAUCAGACACGCUUCUUACAAGAGGGUUUGUUCCCAAGGUACAGUGGCCGGUACGGUGGUGGAUUGGCCAAACCUGGCACCUCAUUCUCGCAACGAUAUUAAGCUGAGGGAGUCCAUCGAUGAAUACGAGCUGGACUUGGUGUAUGACACCACGUUUCGCGGGUCAACACGCACUGGUACCUGUUCUAUGCGUGAUCUCUAUGACGAAAAGCAGUUCAUCCGGAUGAUACUUCAUACUUGGGGUAUGAGCCUAAAAGUGAAGCGUCCGUAUCUUGCGGAAGGUAGAUUUCAAUAUAUGCAUGAGCAUCUUUGCCUCUUGUAUAAUGACUAUACGAGUCAUGGAGUAUCCAAUGGAAGCUCUUGCUGGAACUGCCCAGCAGAGCUGGUAUUUUUGGCGUUGGCUGAGCCUGUAGUUAUUGUGAGUGUUGUGGAUGCUGUUAUUAGUGGCAAAAGAUGUUGGUGGUGGUAG